Molecule: messenger RNA, 1917 nt
Organism: Parathielavia appendiculata
Lineage: Eukaryota; Fungi; Ascomycota; Sordariomycetes; Sordariales; Chaetomiaceae
Product: P-loop containing nucleoside triphosphate hydrolase protein
Exons: 3
Coding region: 1-1725 (574 amino acids)
Cellular component (GO): mitochondrial matrix
Molecular function (GO): ATP binding; ATP hydrolysis activity
Source: RefSeq, a predicted model, not a curated record
AUGCCGUGCCUUGCGCGACGUCGAGCGCUGACGUGCACCGCUGCCCUUCGAGUUGCCCAUCUUCGGCACUCUGCCUACUCGACAACGAGCGUACUUCUGUCGACUCCCCGUCGGACGAGUGACUUCAAUUCUGGGUACAGCAGUAGCUACGAUCCGUCGCAGGAGACAGGGCGCGGUCCCAUCUUCAACAAGCACACCUUCGGGGUCCCGCAGUUCUAUCCGCGGGACCUGAAGAGGCGGGUGGACGACUACGUCGUUGGACAGGACCGCGCAAAAAAGACGAUAUGCUCCGUCAUAUUCAAUCACUAUCAGGCGCUGCGCCGGCGGCAGCACCACGAGCUGCAGGACCAGCAUUUCCGAGAGAAGCUGCAGAGGCAGAAGUACGCCCAGGAUCAGGAUGUUUUUGAACGGGCGGGUUACAACGGCCCCCGAACGCAUCCAGUCGAAGAUGAAUUCCCGGGGCAUCAAGAGUCCCUCCGGGGCGCGUUCCAAAUCCCCGAGAGUCUCUACGAGCCCCAGGCAGACGAUUUUUACAUCCCAGAAGACUUUUCCAUGCCAAAUCAUGUCAAGAUUGACAAGAGCAAUCUGCUCUUGAUCGGACCAACUGGCGUGGGGAAGACAUACAUUCUCGAGACCCUGAGCAAGAAGCUCAAUGUACCCUUCACUAUCAGCGACUGCAACUCGUUUACACAAGCCGGAUAUAUCGGACAGGACGUCGAAUCCUGCAUUGAGCGGCUGCUUAUCGAAGCCAACUACGACAUCAAAACCGCCGAGCAUGGAAUUGUCGUGUUGGACGAGUUCGACAAGAUUGCCAAGCGCGAGACAAUAAACGGGAGAGACGUAGGUGGCGAGGGCGUUCAGCAAGCUCUCUUGAAGCUUGUCGAAGGGACCAAGGUUACGAUAAACAUUAAGGAUCACAGAUCGUCGCGCACGACAAACAACCCUCCAGGCGGCUAUGGGCCGUCUAACCAACAAUCUACUCCGCCACCAGGAAAGGUAGACCAAUAUACCAUCGACACGACAAAUAUCCUCUUUGUUUUUUGCGGCGCCUUCGUCGGGCUGGACAAAACUGUCCUCCGGAGAGUCGCCAAGCCGUCCAUCGGCUUUGGCUCCGAAGUCCGCGGUCGGGCAGCGUCCAUGGCGGGAAGCAAAGACAUCCUCCCCCCAGAAAUGUACACCCACUUGCCGCACCAACCCGCCUUGGCAAGCGGCCCUGCCUCCAGCGGGUUCACCCCGCUAGACCUAACCACGCCCGCGGACCUCCAAGCCUACGGCUUCAUCCCCGAGUUGAUCGGACGCCUCCACAACAUCUGCGCGCUCACUCCGUUGUCCCUGGACGAGCUCUAUCGUAUCCUCACGGAGCCUCGUAACAGCCUAGUCGCGCAGUACACGGCCCUGUUCGAGACAUACCCUAGCAAGCUCUUCUUCACGCGGCGCGCGCUGUACGCUAUCGCCGAGAAAGCAGCCAAGAAUGAGACGGGCGCGCGGGGGCUCAAGAUGGAGAUGGAGCGGGUGCUCGCCGAGCCCAUGUUUGAGGCCCCCACGCCGUACGUCUUAAUUACCGAGGGGUGUGUCCAUGGGACGGAGAAGGCGGGUUACUGGGGCAAGGACGGGAAGCUGGAGCUUGAGAGGAGGAUGCAGGAGGAGGAUGAGAGGCGGGAUAGCCAUGCGGAGGCGGAGGUGUCGUUUGAACAGUUCCGCGAGGCGGGGCAGAGUGGUGCGUAGCUCCGUUUUGAGGACUUCCGGCUAUCAAGAUUUAUGCGGGCGGGUUUUCAUGAUGUGGCGUUUGGGUAAAGCAAGAUUACGUAUUUGGGCCUUGACUUUGGAAGGUUGGAAGAUAAUCAGCGCAUUGCCUUUAGGUGUCGCUGGAGUAUGCGGGCUGGGCUUUGUCCAUUACAUGGGUUCGUUCUUUCCGAG